This is a messenger RNA of Brachypodium distachyon (stiff brome), 2096 nucleotides long. RefSeq lists its product as uncharacterized. Lineage: Eukaryota; Viridiplantae; Streptophyta; Magnoliopsida; Poales; Poaceae. Bases 11 to 1801 code for a protein of 596 amino acids. Gene Ontology annotation, biological process: recombinational repair. The transcript has 7 exons. The record is from RefSeq and is a predicted model, not a curated record.
AAGCUUGAGAAUGGCCCAGCUACCCCGCCCCGCCGCCUCGGUAAAAAAUCCCGCCGCGAGGGCAGACGCGCUGGACGUCGACGGUUCCGACCUCCGCCACGACGCCCUGUCCUCCCUCCCCCUCCUCCGGCCCUGCACCACCUCCCACCAGCGCUCCUCCCGUCGGCGCAUCCCGGGGCCCGCUUCCGCCGUCCACGACGCGAUGCGCCUCCGCUCCCCCCUAUCGUCCGUCCCCGCCGUGCUCGCGGACGGCCAGGCAGCGGACACCGACUUCCUGCUUGACCCGUGGAUCCGGGCGCUGCGCGAACUCGGGGAUGACCGCGCGUGGCAGCAGCCAGGUAUCGCGGAGAUUCGACGCGAGCGGGCAUUAGUUCGAGCGCGUCAGGUGGUGGGGAUGGUAACAUUGUGCACGCCAAAUGGAUUUGGUGACCUCGUGCUGAAUCUGAAGGACCCAUCUGGCACUAUUGAUGCAUCAGUUCACAAGAAAGUUCUCUCAAAUGGAAACCUUUGCAAGGGUUUAUCAGUUGGAUCUGUCAUUGUCCUCAAACAGGUGGCAGUUCUUCGUCCGUCUCGCACAGUGUGCUAUCUGAAUGUAACCCAGAAGAAUGUUGAAAUGGUUCUACAAAAGGAUAGUGACUUCCCAUUUGAGCAAGUAGUUUCACCAAGUAAUUCUGUAAGGCAAAGCCAACAGCCUGCAAAGUGCAACGAAGCAAGGAGAGCUGAAGCAUCGGAAGGAACGACUGCAAUCCUCAAUAAGAUCUCCAGGACCAAGGAUGGUCGGAUGGUCGACAUAUUUUGUGAUAAUGGUGGUGCACUGAAUGCUGUUAACAGUGGCAUUUUGAGAAUGGACAAAGAUAACCAUGGUGUAGAAAAUCAUCACGAGAAACAGUUGGAGCAAAUGCAUCCAAGUCCUCCAAGAAUGAAUUUACCAGGCUACAGUACUAGUCAACAGCUGCAGAGAAUCAUCAAUAGCAUGAAACCAACUAAUUGCCAGCUGAAACAAGGAGGAAGCUCACCCAAACAUGGAAUAAGGAGUGAAGCUGAAACAUCCACCAAUGAUAUAAUGAGGAAACUCACUGGUGGUCAAACGAUGGUGCCCAGUAGCAAGGAGAUACCUGUUGUGGAGGCAUCACAUUGUAAUUGCGGAACACCAGAUUCAAGCAACAAGGCUUCCAGAAUGGAUACUGAUGCUAGCUCAGAAAAGCAUCAGGAAAUUGGACUUCAGAAGAUGGUAGAACGCAAUUGCAGCAAGCAUGUAUCAAACAGCAAUAGUGAUGAGCAUCAGCUGCGAAAUCCGAGUGCCAAGACAAGAUCUUCCCAGCCUAUUAUAGGUGGAAGCUCAGCCAUGUCUGGAAGCGGUUAUUGUACAGCUUCUUGUACUGAAAAUCUGACAGGACUUGCUGAUGAUGAAUGGAUGCUGCCUAGCAACAAAAGGCUAAAGAGUGAUGCAGUAGUUUCUUAUGGCAAAGAUGCAAGAAUGGAUUUCAACAUUGGCACCUUAAGCAUGGAUACUGAGACCAAGUAUGGUUUAGAGAAUAGUCUGACCAUAGGUUUGGAUGAUAUAGCAGAAGAUCUCCAUGAUGAUCACACUUCAACCAGGAAAGUUGAGCAUCAGCAGAAGGACUUCCAUGCUGCAAAUGCGGGUACUCCCCAGCCAACUCAAGAAAAUCGCUCUAUGUCUGCCACUAGUGCUACUGGCAUCGGCGGAACAUUGCCUUCCAACCCAAAGAAGUUGGUUACAGUGGCUUCUGUAGCAGAAUGGACAGAUGAACAGCUUUCUGAACUUUUUAUUGACUACUAACAUUGGAGUGCAUAUUUCAUCAAGUAGGUGGCUAGAUUUGAGUCAAUGUUUGAUGUUAUCUGAAGGGUUCAACAAAGCCUGGCAAAACUCGCUCUUUUGGACACUUGCAUCUUAGUUUGUAUAUAGUUAUAGUCUAGAAAUUACUCUUUCGAAGAUAGUAUGGACCUUCUGCUCUUAUUGUUGCAUGUUGCUCCAAAAUCAGAUCAUACACCUAAUGUAGUCUCAAAAUUCCUUUGGGGAGGAAAGGAAUGUAAUCUCCUGUGCAUGAGAAAAUAUUGAUUACACUACUGUUAAA